Messenger RNA from Anopheles maculipalpis, 1451 nucleotides. RefSeq lists its product as uncharacterized. NCBI's taxonomy places the organism in Eukaryota, Metazoa, Arthropoda, Insecta, Diptera, Culicidae. The coding region runs from base 45 to 1223 and encodes 392 amino acids. The transcript is spliced from 5 exons. The record is from RefSeq and is a predicted model, not a curated record.
UCUCAUCAUUACGUUGUCUUACGACACUUGAACGCGGCCUCAGCAUGUUGAAGAACAAAGCUACCGAGGAAAAGGUUGACACACUGCUGUCGAAGAGUCAAAUACCCAUCAUCGAUCUCGCACACUGCGGUACGGAGGAAUGUCCAAUCCGGUCGGUGGUGAACCGUGUCGGACAUCAGCUGCACAAAGCGCUCAACGAAAAAGGCAUAGCGCUGCUGGUCAAUCAUGGCAUAUCUGAGGAUAAGAUGAAGCAGGUGUAUGGACACUUGGACGAUUUUUGCAAGCUUUCGGAUCCUACGAAGGAAACAUACCUGCGCAAAGGCGAAACAAACCACGGUUACAUCAAACCGGGACAGGAACGUUUCGAUGGUAAAUCAAAAGAUCUGCGCCACACCUUCAACAUCUGCACAUUGAAGCCCGAGGGCCCGUUACCGGAUGAACCGCUGCCUGGCUUUCGGGAGCAUGUGUCCGAUCUGGCAACGGAUUUCAAGCGCCUUUCGGCACUCCUCCUGCAGGCACUAGCGGUCGGUAUGGAACUACCGUACGGGUACUUCCUCGAGAAGCAUCGUCACAUACUAGACGGUGAGGGCGAAAAUCAGUCCACAUUCCGGUUGCUCUACUAUCCGCCGCUAAUCGAAGACGAUGGCAAAAAUGAGCUGCUGCGCGGAACGUGCAAGUACAGCCAGCAGCGCUGCACAAAGGACGAAAUCGAUCUGUCCCUGCCCGAGGAUUACCGUGCCAAGUUACGCGAGGAACAGGAGGAGCAGGAACAGCAGCAGGUCACACGGUGCGGCGCACACUGUGACUAUGGUACGUUUACACUCCUCGCACAAGACUCGGAAGGUGGGCUAGAGGUGAAGCUUCCCGGUACCGAUCGAUGGAAGCGUGUCGGCCAUCUGCCCGGUGCCAUCCUGAUCAAUGCCGGCGAGCUGCUGUCGACGUGGACGGGCGAAAAGAUCUGCGCCCUGCAGCACCGUGUGAUUAUUCCGCAGGAGGAAACAAUCCGUACUCGGGGCCGUCAUUCGUUGGCAUUUUUCGUUCAUCCUGACAACUGCAUAUCAAUUACACCGAUCGAUCUGCCAACCUCCAGCUCCUCGAAUUCGCUAGAUUCAGAUGAGAAGAAAACCAAAGGACGGAAAAAGUCCUUCAAAACGGCCAAGUCAAAAAUCUACAAUGCGUACCAGCACGUGCAGCGACGCUUUAAGGAAACGUACGCGUCGUAGCGUAUUAAUUUUACAAACACAACACGGCAAGCGAUUUGCUUAGAACCGUCUACUUAAUACGGAUUCAUCCAUCCCCCAAGCACACGGCGGACAUCCGAGCGUUCAUCGGUGCUGUAUUUAUGAGACUUAGCCACCAAUUUAUUCCACCCUUUUCUACUUCCAUCCUAACUGGUGUAUACCGUGUUUUUUUUAACGAAAUAAUAUAAAACAAACAUACAAACCUUCAAA